AUGUACAUGGAUAUUCUUGAACAGGAGGUGGAGCACCUCAGUGCAGAGGUGAUGCGGCUGCGCCUCAUGGUGCACCGUGUGACACAGGUGAUGGAGGCACCUCUACCCGAUUCACACCACCACAGCAGCCACGUAGAACCACUGCAGGUGGCACCGCUUUCUACAGUGCCAAGCUCCGGCAUCCCGACAGAUUUAAAAAACACCUUGGACUCGUACAAAGAGUUGCUACCGCUGAUGCAACUGCUUCUGGCGCAGCAGCAGCAGCAGCAGCAACGCAACAAUGCAGAACUCUCCCACGGUCAGCGAAGACAACAGUCGUCACGCCGCCACCGCCGUUCAAGCAGAAAUCUCCGACGUGCCUCAUCUCGCAGAGCCGCCUCAUCUAAUUCUCGAUCUAGCUCACAUGCCGCGCCAUCAAGGAGCCAGUCACAGAGAUCCUCCGACGCCUCGCUUCCCAUAUCCUCGUCACACAAUCAGGGCAACCAGCCAACAAGCCUCCCGUCGCACAAGGAUGCGGGACCGGCACGCACAUCCUCGCCGUCUUUUACCUCCCCCUCCUCCCCGACGCCUGCGGUGCUGAAAAAGAAUGGCCACGAGAAGCGCACUGAGUCCGCGAUGGCGCAGGGGCAAGGUGAAACCCUCUUUACCGGCGAGCGACGUGCGAGCGAGGACUCCCUUCACGUGACGCCAACACGAGAGGAGCCACCAGCGGUAACCGAGCAGGAGAACUCCCCAGACCGCAGCAAUGUCACGCCGCUGGCAACGUCGCAGACCCGGUCGGCGACCACAUCGCUGUCACGGUCAAAAAUGCAUCGCACGAAUGUCAUGGACGCGGCCACAGUUUCGAGUCCAAAGAAGAAAGUUGCCCCAGCGACGGAGCCGGCCGCGGCCGCCUCUCCGCCGUGCCAGUCAACCAGCCUCACCUCAUGCAAACUGCAGCUGGCGCCGUCAGAGCAGGAGGUCGGGCACCGCGCUGCUCGAAACCCAGAAGAAGCGACAGAUCAGUACAGCCUCCCAGCCUUUUCCCCCGGCUGCGAGGCACCGAGCACGCUGGCCGAGUCCCCCGUGUCCAUCAAGCGCGCCUCCGUGCAAACCGGCUCCUUGCAACGUGGUAGUGUUGCGAGCAGCAUCAUCCAUAGUGAACAGGGCAUAUACAACUACAGCGCCCUGCAGUCGGCCUACAGCUCCCCUGCGUUGAGCCAUGUGCCAGAGGGCGCAACAGAAGCAGCGAGGGCAGUCCAAACUACGUCAACGCCAUCGCCGGCACCAUCAGUGCAACUCCCCUCUUCGCAACAGCGUCACAACCAGUUGGCUCUGCAAACAAGUGCACUCUCGCCUGCGCACGAGCAUGCGUCAUCCCCGAGAAGCACAUCUGAGGAGAGCACGGAGGGGGAUGCGGCAGAACUGCAAAAUGCGCUGCAGGCAGUGAUCCCGAGCCCGUACAGAGCAGGCGUGAUCCUCGGUGGCCGCCAGCCUAUUAGCGUGCGGUCGAUGAGCACUCCCUCUCCCUUUGCCACGGCUUCCACCAGAGUGUGUGCUGCUGGAAGCAACCCAACUGCAGCGGCGAUCCUCGGUCGUGACGACCGCGCGAGCGCGGCGUCGCGGGCGAAUCUGUUGCAGGCUUUGCAACCGAUCCCCUCUGACAGCAGCGCGUCCACAUCGUCCUCAUCCAACAUUGCGGAUUUUUGCCAUCCCUCGCUGCGUCAGUCCACCGAAGCGCACCACCGCGAUUCGAGCUUCCACAACUACUCAGACUCGGCCUCGUCGCAGCCGCCAUCGCAGAACGCCGGCACACGUAACUCGGAGGGGUCGCCUGCAGACCCCUACGCGUCCCAGGGCCAGGAUGCAUACAGCCUCGCUUCCUACUCGCUUCAGCACUCCCCAGGACAGAGAGGUAGCGACGCCUCGCCAAACUCGUCGGUGGGCCACCUAGGCUCCAUCUCGGCUGGCGGGUACUACUACGGCUACAACUUGGGCAUCGGCACCCCGAGUCUGCGGAGCUUGGCGCUUUCCCCCAUUGCCGACGCGUAG
Molecule: messenger RNA, 2031 nt
Organism: Leishmania mexicana MHOM/GT/2001/U1103
Lineage: Eukaryota; Euglenozoa; Kinetoplastea; Trypanosomatida; Trypanosomatidae
Exons: 1
Coding region: 1-2031 (676 amino acids)
Source: RefSeq, a predicted model, not a curated record